UGUCUCUCGAAAACCCGAAUACUUACGACGACGCUGGCAGCAGAUAACAAUCGCUACUGGAAGGGACGGCUCCAUUCGAAUCGUCCACCUAGUAGGCUUCUUGUUUCUCCACAGGGCUCCAAUUUUAUGAUAAUAAUGGAUGCUGUUGGCGCUAUUGGCAGUAUUGUCCAGAUACUGGAUGCAACGGCCAAGUUGAUCGAUUAUCUGAAAGAUGUUCGCGCCGCAGAGAAGCAGAUCUUAAGUUUCCAGGCCGAGAUUGAAGUUAUUCGCUACAUUUUAUGUGCUCUCAACACAUCGGUCGACGAAAAUCCGAAGAUAUUUCAUGUAACAUUAACAGUCAUUGGUGCGGAAGACGGAAUCCUUUACGAAUUUAACUCGUUCCUCGUCAGCUUCAAAGGGAAAUUAGUGGCGAAACCAGGAAGGAAAUUAUUAUGGCCUUUCGACAAAUCCCGCAUAAAACAGGACCUUGAAAAGAUACAAAGAUACAAGACCAUUCUUAUUUGUGCUCUUCUAAAUGAUUCCAUACUAUUAACGAAGGAAAUUAAAGACGGGGUCGACAUAAUUAAACACGGUGUUGAAGAGAUUACCCACAGUGUUGAUAGCAUAUCAACAGCACUCGAACAACAAAAAAAGCAUGAUGUUCUCGAGUGGCUAUCUCCAUCGCGGCGCAUUGACUUUUCUCAACAACAAGCAGCACUUACAGCUAAAAGGGCCAAAAACACUGGACGAUGGCUAAUAGAGUCCGAGCCGUUCAGGCUGUGGCUAGAUGGAAAACAAGACUCGAUAAUUCUGAAGGGCGGCGGCGGCAUGGGCAAGACAAUGCUGGCGAGCACGGCCAUCGAGUAUCUCACAAGACUCACUGCAAUCAGGCCAGAGAGAAGUGCAGUAGCAUAUGUAUUUGGAAACUGGGCUCACGCUGAUAAAUUUAACGCCCAAAACUUACUUGCGAGUCUGCUGAAACAGCUUCUUUCAGUGAAGGGUAUCAAACUGCCAGAGACGUUAGAGGAGCUGCACUCCUCUAAAAACUAUCCUACUUACUCUCAGCUAUGUCGCCUGCUUCAAUUGGAAGCUGGAAGAUUCUCAAAGACUUUUAUUGUUAUCGAUGCACUCAAUGAACUUGACGAAGAGACUCAGGAUAAGUUACUGAAGAUUCUCAGUGAGUUGCAAACCAGCUUUGCAAUAAAGUUGAUGGUAACGUCUCGGGAUCCGUAUCGAAUUUUGCAGUAUAUCGCAUCGGCCACGCAGCUUGAUACUCGAGCAACUAAAGAAGACCUUAACCUGUGGAUGGACGAAAGUCUGAGAGCGUUACCACCUGGCUGUUUUGUUGCCAAGUCGCCGCUUGAAACCCACCAAAAAAUUAAGGGCACACUAGCGCAGGCUGCCGACGGCAUGUUCCUUUUGGCAAAACUCAGUAUGAGUGCUAUUUCGAAGGUUUCGAACCGCAAAAAGCUUAAUCAGGCUUUAGAGUCUAUAGCAAGCGGUGGCUAUUCGUUGGAUGAUGGAUACAAUGAUACAAUGAAACGCCUGAAGGCUCAAUCCAGCGGAAUGCUGACCGAUUCGAUCAUAUUACUAUCUUUCGUAACCCAUGCUUCUAGGGAACUCACAGUCUCAGAGCUAGAGCACGCACUAGCAAUUGAAGUCAACGAGUCAUCCUUCGACACAGACAAUAUUUCAGACUUGAGAGAAGCUAUUGAUUCAUGUAGUGGACUUCUUGAGAUUGACCCCGAGGAUCAAAAGGUCAUGCUGGUCCACCACACCGCCAAGGAGUAUUUUGAUCGUACAAAAGAAACGCAUUUCCCUGAUGCAAGCGCAAUGAUUACCGAGAGAUGCCUCGCAUAUCUUUCUGACAGUAAUCUAACGGAUUCAUGUCAAUCUUAUGAAAGCUACAAUUUGAGAGUAGCGUCCUUCCCGUUUUUAGAGUACGCUGCACAAAAUUGGGGAUUUCAUGCUUCCCAGGGAGAAGUUCAGAGGACUCUAAGUGCAAAUAUUUUAGCCUUUCUACGCAAGACAUCUAAUGUCGCGUGUUCUGCCCAGGCACUGCUUCAGUCUCCGGACCACUGGUGGUAUGUUCAUGGAUCAAUUGAGCCACAGAUGUCCCAGGAUAUCUCAGGACUUCACAUCUGUGCAUGGUUUGGACUUCUUCUUACAGCAACUCAACUCAUCGAAGAGGAAGUAGAUGUGAAUAUUACCGACCAUAAUCAAAGGGGUCCCUUGUGGUAUGCUGUUUACAACAGGAAGAAAGAAGCUGUCACAUUGUUGCUGAAAAACGGGGCAGAAACUUCAACUGAAGGCCCUCUGUUGCCAGUUUUUGAAGAAUGUGUCAGGAGCAGUGACCCAGAGAUUGUCGAAAUUCUGGGCGGCUUCCAGAAUUACAGCGCUGAUUGCUGCGGCGACAUGUUGAAGCUAGCAGCCCAAAAUCCUCACUGUGGUGCCGACAUGGCGGAGCUGGUGCUCAAUUCAUACCCCAGCGUUCCAAUAGAGGAAAUAUAUGAAGGGUUCAUACUAUCAAGUGCGUCCAACCACUUGUGUGGCAAAUCCAUUUUAAGCAUGCUCAUCAACCGUGGGUGGAAGAUUCCUGUUGAUCUGAACAUAAUCAGGGUCUUAUCAGAAAAUAUGUCAUCCGGAGCAGAUAUUCUUAAAUGUUUAUUAUCUCAGGGUGAUAUCGAUCCCGAUCCUUCUAUUUUUGAGGUUGCGGCUUGUGGGUUGGCAAGCGAUGUUAUGGAAGCACUCCUGGAUUAUCAACCGGAAUUUCAAUUUAAUGUGGAUAUACUCCCACUCACGGCGCGGGGUAAUGAGGAGAUGUUCCUCACGGUCCUCAGGCGCCAUCCACAUUUCGAAGUUACGCAACAAAUGCUGGAUAGGCUGGUUCAAAAUACUGCUCUAGGAUCGGCAGCAAUGGAAGCGCUUCUCGAACAUGCACCGCCAGGGACUCUGAAAAUCGACGACGGUAUCGUCAUGUCCGCUCUUAAAGCUACAUACAAUGGAUCUCAUCUUAUACCAUGGCUUCUAAGCCACUAUGAAAAUCCCCAGGAAAAAAUCUCGGAGAAGAUAUUGGUAGCGGCGGUGGGAGGCAACGAUGCUAUCAGAAUUCUCAGUAUUAUCAAGUCAUUCGAACCAACAUUCAGGGUGACCUCUAGGAUGCUCUUAGUUGCUGUAUCAGGUCUCGGGACAUAUACUACAUCAAGAAGCGAGGUGCUUCAGUGGCUAUUGCAGCAUGAUCCAACUUGCAGGAUUGACGAAGUUUCCAUGGUUGAGUUCCUCAAGCCCGGUAACAGCAUUUCAUUUGACAUGCUACUAUCUUAUCAGCCGCAACGGCUCACAUGUCCCCUGGUUUUUGCCUGUGCCAGGUCCGUAGAGGCCUUGGAAUUGCUCAUACGCCAAGGAGAGGAUAUUUCCGAUCCAGAUAUUAUCGACGCCAUGACAGAAGCUGUUCUGAGGACGGGUCGUGAUGAGGACUGGAUUUCCAAAAUGCUAGGCCAUAUUCAAAAGCAACGCCUGCGCAUUACAUCCGCUUCAUUAAAAGCUGCGGCUGCGAAUAAGAACACGUCUGGUGCUAUAAAGUGGGUCUUAGACUACGAUUCCACUUUAGAAAUACCUUCUGAACUCUUCGAAGAGGUAGCAUGGACGCCUGCUAGUGCUCCAAAGUUGGAACUCUUAGAAAAGAGGAAUAGAGGAGUUGAAAUGACGGAACGAUUGUUUAUAGCAUCAGCAAAGUCUAAGGAUGUAAGAACUCUUCGAUGGGCGCUAGACCGAUCUGAUGUUGUGCAUAUUACACCUCGAGCCCUGGAAUAUGCAGCAGGCGUGUAUUCCUACAAAACGGACAAUGUUACCCGUAUGAAAUUGAUCACAACCAAGAACCCAUCAAUUACUAUUACAGAGGAAACAUUGAGGCGGACAUGCCAGAUUGCAUCGAGGGAUAUUAAGCCCCUAGAAUGGUUAUUGGCCGAGUAUCCUCAGCUGUCUCUCACAGAAAUUCCAAUGGCUGCUCUCCUUCGGGGCGGACAAUCUUCAGCAGUUGUGAAGACCAUCAAGGAGCACCUCCCGAAACUAAACAUUACGCAGACCCUGUUGACUGCAGCUGCUAAAAAUGAGUUUACGGAAAAGGCCUUGGAGUUGAUAUUAACUUUCGACAUCGGGGGAUUACUCUCGGAAUCGAUUCUUACAACUAUAGCAGGAUCCAAGCAUGCGGCAUCAAAAUUUAAAGUUCUCCUCAGGCUGCAUUCAGCCUCUGUGAGCGUAUCAGAUAUUGUACUUCGAGCUGCGUCUGAGACUCCCCAUGGAUCAGGUGCACUGCAAUGGCUGGUCUGGUUCUCAGAACCCAGAAAGCCGAACCAUACGCCUGUUUUGCCGUAUGACGCAAUGGUAUGGUAUCUUAAUCGAGAUCCAUCACCUACCAUUACGCAGAAGAUGCUUGUGGCAGUGGCACACCAACCGUGGGGUGGAGAUGUGCUAGCCCUGCUUCUCAAGCGCAACCCAUAUUUAUCAUUUCCAAGGAGUUGA
This is a messenger RNA of Pseudogymnoascus destructans, 4500 nucleotides long. RefSeq lists its product as uncharacterized. Bases 127 to 4500 code for a protein of 1457 amino acids. NCBI's taxonomy places the organism in Eukaryota, Fungi, Ascomycota, Leotiomycetes, Thelebolales, Thelebolaceae. The record is from RefSeq and is a predicted model, not a curated record. Gene Ontology annotation, molecular function: protein binding. The transcript has 4 exons.